AUGGGGAAUAUUCUCUCUUUUCUGAAUGAGCCAUGGCUGUGCUUUGGCUCAUCUCUCUUAGAUAUUGAUACUAAGUACACCCUUCUAGGACAGAGACCUCUGAGAAAAGAAGCUGAGGAGGAGCAGAAGCUGCUUUCUGUGGUGUCAAGCCUCCUGGACAAGCAUCCCAACACUACUCGCUUUCGGAAACUGCUAUGUCCAGACCCCCUCUGUCAGGUGUGUGGCAGGACAGCGGCGGAGGCCAGUCACCUGCUAUCUCAAGCAUCUGUGAAAGUCGCUGCCUCUUCAGGGGAGCUAGAUGUGACGAGCCCGCUCCCUUGUGAGUUAGUAGAGUGUGAGGCCAAGUGGGAAUCCCUUGCCCUCCAUUCUUCCGAGGCCUCUUCUGAAGGUGUUGCUGCAUCCUACCACAUCGAGCCCAGUGACUAUUCUUUGAAAUUUGUCUUCUUCAAUAUAAUCUCCAACGUCUUCACAGCCCACAAAUCCCCAGUGAUCCCUGACCCUAAACUUCUGCCAUUGCCUGAAAUCCAUUCUCAAGUCUUGCCUGAGACCUUGCACCAAGAUCAUCUAGGAGCCCAGGCACAGGCCCAGCUUCAAUCUCUACUCCUCGGCCUGCCAUCUUCUCCUGAACCCCAGAUUAGGGCCUGUGGAGUCUGUUUUCAUGGACUACAGAGUGAGGUACAGCUCCUUACACCAUCUGAAAUUCAUCACCUGGAAUAUAAUAUAUUGCAGAAAAAGCAAGAGAAUGUGUGGGGUUUACCCUCUGUGGUCCAGAGAUCUCAGGAAGACUUUUGUUUUCCAGCUCCAAAACUUCCAUUGGUCAGACAGUAUUCUAAAGCUAAAGUUAUGGUCUCCAUCCUUCCUGGUGAUUUCCCCCUCAACAGUGGCCUGCAGCAAAAACUAGAGCAUCACCUUCGAAAGAGGCUUAUCCAGCAGCACUGGGGCCUGCCCCGCAGGAUCCAGGAGUCUCUGUCACUGAUGAGUCCUAGGAUAGAAACUCCCCAGAGCUCUGAGUCUAAGAUCAGUGAGGGGCUCUCAUGGAUUUCCUCCUUCAAACAUCAGAAGAGCAAACACCCAAACUUUGAAUCGAGCCAACUUGAAAGCUCUGAGAAGAGCAUAGAGAUAUCUCUGCUAGACGAGGAAUGUGAUGAAAAGGAAGAGGGAACAGAGCCGGCAAUCCAAGAGAGGUCUUCCCAGGUCUCUGAGGCUCCGCUGUGCUCUCUGCUGGGCAGUGGCCCUCAGGAUGUGGGCCCAGAUGCAUUAGAGUCUCUGGUGUGCAUGUACAUGAAACACUUUGAGCUUCUGCUGGCUGCAGAGCAGGCCAGCCUGCAAGCCGGCAGCAGGCAGAGCCUGGCCCUCAACCAAAGACCCUGA
Messenger RNA from Dipodomys spectabilis (banner-tailed kangaroo rat), 1371 nucleotides. Its product is annotated as spermatogenesis-associated protein 31D3-like. NCBI's taxonomy places the organism in Eukaryota, Metazoa, Chordata, Mammalia, Rodentia, Heteromyidae. The record is from RefSeq and is a predicted model, not a curated record.